GGUUACAAAAUACAGUCAUUACUUAAACAAAAAAAAGUAUAAUUACAGUACUUGCCUACGUAAUUCUUCUUUCACCGAAAUGUAUAAUUAUAUAUAUUACCACCAGAAAAUGCAUAUGCUAUGAAUUAAAGAAACAAACUCAAAAUAGAUGAUGAUCUCACAAUUGUACUUUCGUUUCAGUAUUGUGAAGAAAGCUUUUUCACUUUGACCACUUUGACUGAAUUUUAUCUUUGAAAUUUAAAGUGGUGAUGAUAACAUAUUCAACGACUCUACAAGACAGAGAGCAAAAUAGUACGAGAGGGAGAUAGAGAGUGAGAGAGACGAGCAAGUUGAAGGAGCAAAUCUUGUGGGUGAGAGCUUGAAUCAGAAAAUUUCUAACGAGAGAGAUGGCUAGUAACCCUGAUUUUCUUUGGUGCAAAGAAGAGAGGAAGCAGGAAAGCUUCGUCAAACUUCUUAAGCAUUUCGACAUGUCUUCAGAGAACACGCGAGCAAUUCCUUACGACUUUGUGAGAAACUUCUCUGACAAUGAGCUCUCCGGAAACAUGAAGAUAAGAGUGCAAUGGGGAAACUCUUGGAAAGUAAAAAUCUCCAAGAACCCGAGGUUCUACUUCAUGGAGAAGUCUGGAUGGGAGACGUUUGUGAGAGACAAUGCCUUGGGAGACUACGAGUUUCUUACCUUCACUCACAAAGGAAAGAUGAGCUUCACUGUGAACAUCUUCAACAAAGAUGGCAAGGAGAUGAUGCAACCUCCGCAAUCCAGAGCCUUUUUGGCUUCUUCUAGUCGUAUCAAAACAGAACAAGAUGUCAAGAGGGAAGAGGUGUUGGUGUCUUCUGACUCGAGUUCUCGUGGCCCGACAACAGCAGCUGUAUCUAAUGGUAAUGGAGAAGGCAUGUACAAAAGGAAGCUCAACUUUGGGAAGAAGAAAGCUGAGGAAACCCAAAAUUCCAAGAGGACUGAGAGAGUGGUUAGUAGGCAGAGAGUUUAUGCAGGCGCACCUUCCUCUUCUGUUGCAGAAUUCAACAUCUUUAUCUCGAAAUCAUACAUAAAAUCCCUGGCGAUCCCGACAACUUUUGCAAAUGAUUAUAUGCCGAAGGAGAAAACAAUGGUCAAGAUCCAUCAUCCAGAUGGGAAGAAGUCAUGGAAUGUUGCUUUUGUGGUAAAAAAGAAGGGUCACAUUUUCUCUGGUGGAUGGAAAUGUUUGUGUAGGGAGUAUCCUGUUGUUUUUGGGGACACUUGCAAAUUCACACUCAUCAAACCAUACGAGCUGCUUCUAGCUGUGUCAAGGCCCUAAGAGAGGAGACUCACUGAUGAUGAUGGCUGUGAGUGUUGUCUUGGAGAACAAGCAACUGAAUUAAACUACUCUUAGUUCAGUUUUAGUUUGGUAUGUAAACUAUUCUGUAGCUUUCAUAUGUUUAGGACCAAUUUCAGUUUGUUUGGUGUUUCCGUGAGACCUUAAUUUGCUUUCUCUUAGUUAUUAUAUUCAGCAA
This is a messenger RNA of Arabidopsis lyrata subsp. lyrata, 1488 nucleotides long. RefSeq names its product B3 domain-containing protein REM23. The coding region runs from base 387 to 1292 and encodes 301 amino acids. The record is from RefSeq and is a predicted model, not a curated record. Lineage: Eukaryota; Viridiplantae; Streptophyta; Magnoliopsida; Brassicales; Brassicaceae. The transcript has 4 exons. Gene Ontology annotation, molecular function: DNA binding.